Gadus chalcogrammus (walleye pollock) is the source of this 3972-nucleotide messenger RNA. It is a transcript of the gene acsbg2, whose product is annotated as acyl-CoA synthetase bubblegum family member 2. The coding region runs from base 223 to 2508 and encodes 761 amino acids. The transcript is spliced from 15 exons. The record is from RefSeq and is a predicted model, not a curated record. Gene Ontology annotation, cellular component: endoplasmic reticulum; membrane. Gene Ontology annotation, molecular function: long-chain fatty acid-CoA ligase activity. Lineage: Eukaryota; Metazoa; Chordata; Actinopteri; Gadiformes; Gadidae.
ACCAGACCGACCAGCCGGGCUUGAGGCUGUGGACCUGGGUGGGGCUUGAGAGGAGGAACCAGACCGACCAGCCUGAAGAUGAAUGAUGUUCCACAGUGUAGACGUAGUGUCGAUGUUAGCGUAUCCCUCUCCCAGCGGCCGGAUCCAUAGCAGGAGCCUACCGGGGCAGAAAGACCUUCAAUAAACUGGACCAGAUUAUUCUUCAGAUUUACACACUCAACAAUGCAAUUGACCGUGUGCGAGCCCGCUGGUACGUCCUCGGCUGCGGCCAUGGACCCCGCCCAGCAGGCCGGCCCCCAGCAGGCCGGCCCCCAGCAGGGCUCCUGUAAGGCCCCGGAGUCUGGGGCUUCUCUGGACGACCUCACAACAGACACCAACAAUGAAUCCUCUGAGGAGGAAUCGGCAGGAGACGGGGAAGAACAGAUCAGAGAUGGUAAAGACAUCGUCAUCACCACCUCCAACACAGAAAGAGCGACCACGCGGCGCCCGGACUCCCUCUCGGUGGUGGCGGCGGGAGGCUCCGCCCUCUGGACCUGCCAGCGUGACGGCGAGGUGACGCUGAGGACGGGCGAGUCCGGCAUGGCCGCCGAGACGCCGCUCACCGUCAACCAGAUGUUCGCCGCCUCCGUGGAGCGUUUCCCCGACCUCAUGGCGCUCAGCUGGAAGGAGGGCGAGCAGCGGCAGAGCCUCACCUGGAGGGAGUACUACCAGAGCUGCCGCACGGCCGCACGGGCCUUCCUCAAGCUUGGCCUGGAGCGUUACCACGGCGUUGGCAUCCUGGGCUUCAACUCCGCUGAGUGGUUCAUCGCUGACAUCGGGGCCAUUUUGGCAGGUGGCUUCGGCGUUGGCAUCUACACCACCAACUCGGCCGAGGCCUGCCAGUACGUGGCGGACAACUGCAAGGCCAACGUCAUCGUGGUGGAGAACAACAAACAGCUGCAGAAGAUCUUACAGGUCCAGGAUCAGCUGCCCCACCUUAAGGCCAUCGUCCAAUACAAAGACGAGCUCAAGGAGAAGAGGCCAAACGUGUACACGUGGGCAGAGUUCAUGGCCCUGGGCCGCGAUGAGCCCGACACUCUGCUAGACAGCAUCAUCUCCAGUCAGAAGCCCAACCAGUGCUGCACCCUCAUCUACACCUCGGGAACCACGGGCCAGCCCAAAGGAGUCAUGCUGAGCCACGAUAACCUCACCUGGACGGCGGGUGCCACCUGCCGCCACGUGGGCCUGACGGACGCCACCCAGUCCCAGGAGGUGGUGGUCAGCUACCUGCCCCUCAGCCACAUCGCCGCCCAGAUGGUGGACAUCUGGGUCACCAUGAAGGUGGGCGGGGCCACCUACUUCGCCCAGCCAGAUGCCCUGAAGGGCUCGCUGGUGCUCACCCUGAAGGAGGUGCGACCCACGGCCUUCAUGGGCGUGCCGCGCGUCUGGGAGAAGAUGCAGGAGAAGAUGAAGUCGGUCGGGGCCAAGUCGUCCACCCUGACGCGGAAGGUCGCGUCCUGGGCCAAGGAGGUGGGCCUGCAGACCAACCUCAGCAAGAUGAACCAGACUGGAGCAGCCGGGCGUUCUCCACUCAACUACCGGCUGGCCAAGAAGCUGGUGUUCAAGAAGGUGCGCAAGGCGCUGGGCCUGGACCGCUGCCUGCGCUGCUACACGGGGGCGGCGCCCAUCACCAAGGACACGCUGCACUUCUUCCUCAGCCUGGACGUGCCGCUCUACGAGCUGUACGGCAUGAGCGAGAGCUCGGGCCCACACACCAUCUCUCUGCCCGACGCCUUCCGGCUCACCAGCUGUGGGAAGGAGAUUGAAGGCUGCAAAACGAAGAUCCACAACCCGGACUUGGAGGGCAUCGGGGAGAUCUGCUUCUGGGGGCGCCACCUGUUCAUGGGGUACCUGAACCAGUACGAGCGCACCGAGGAGGCGCUGGACGCAGAGGGCUGGCUGCACUCGGGCGACCUGGGGAAGCACGACGACAACGACUUCCUCUACAUUACCGGGCGCAUCAAAGAGCUCAUCAUCACGGCCGGAGGGGAGAACAUCCCCCCGGUUCCCAUCGAGGAUGCGGUGAAGGAGAUGGUGCCGCUGGUCAGCAACGCAAUGCUGAUCGGAGACAAGAGGAAGUUCCUGUCCAUGCUGCUCACCGUCAAGGGCCAGCUGAACGAGGAGACGGGCGUGCCGACCGACGAGCUGACGGCGGAGGCCGUGGAGGUGUGUCAGCGGCUGGGCAGCUCCGCCACGCGGGUGUCCGAGGUGUGCGGCGGGCGCGACCGCGCCGUGCACGCCGCCAUUCAGGAGGGCAUCAACCGUGUCAACGAGCGCGCCGCCUCCAACGCCCAGCGGGUCCAGAAGUGGGUGGUGCUCGACCGAGACUUCUCCAUCAUCGGGGGCGAGCUCGGCCCUACGAUGAAGCUGAGGAGGCCAGUGGUGAUGAAGAUGUAUAUGGAACAGAUUGACAGUUUCUACAAAGAGGUGGCGACACCCAGCACCCCCGACAACCCCCUGUCAAAAUAAGAGCCCCCCGUCACAGCCCACCAGCCCAAAGAGGGAGCCAGAGGCCACAGAAGGUGGAUUCUUCUUAGCAGCCCCCCCCCCCCCCCCCCCCACCCGGAAGGUUAUGAAGGAAAGGUCCACAAGCCAUAAAACCUAUGGGAUCUUUGUUGUUGCUUUGUUUUUGUGUUUAUUUUAAGUUAUCCAUAAGCUGAGGACAACUAUUUAUUUAUUAUUGUGGGGCGGUAAUAUCCUAUCGAUGAAGUAGUCACAGCUGUAUGUAAGAAUAUACAUUGUUUACUUUACUGUAACACUUGAUUUGCUUGAGUAUCCAAAAAAAGAAAAGUCUUGGUUUUUUGUCCUUCAAAGCUUUACUCGCCAAAGUCCAAAACAAUCUUACAGAGGCCAAAUAUGCUGAUGCAAAAGAUACCAUUAAAAACCUAUUGAACAAAAGUAAAUUGACAAAUGUUUACAUGUUUAGUGUUAACUGGCCUUAAGCAGGAAGAGGGCGUUGUGAUACAGCACUGAGGAGAUAUAUCGUUGUUCUAUUUAUUGCUUCUGUCUUACUGUCGUCCUCAAGGCUCUGAAGAAGCAGAUCCAUGAAGUCUGUCCGUCAGGGAAUCAGUAACGGUUUGGCCAAUUCAGGACGUUUAACAAUGUAACUGUUGGCAUUCAGACUAUACCCUUAUAGUAAACCAUUGAGGCUACACACACACACACACAGUACAGUCAGAACCAGCCAGCAGCCUGUGUCUUAUGUUUCAGAUAUGGGAUGUGUGUAUGCUUAUUUUCUGCACAUUGAUAUUCCAACCCUAUGGUGUGUGGUGUUCGAAAAGUCAUUUUAAUGAUUAUCAUUCUGUGUAAAAAAUUACUGUGAUUUUGUUAGAUAUUGUAUAUAUGUUUUUUGUCUACAUACUCAGCCUUUUCUCAUGUUCUUGUUAAUUUGAUUGGGUUCAUGUGGAGUGAUCAUCAGCUUUAUGUUCCAGACCUGAUGCUCUGAAUCCUUUUAUGGUGCACAUAAGAAUAUUUAACUAAAACUGCGCAUUUGCGAUUCCUUGCUAAUGGCGCUAUACAUGGCUUUACUUUCUUUGUUAAUUCUUCCAAUUGGAAGCCAACUAGACUUGGAAACGACUACAAAAGUCCUAUAGAAAUAGUGCCGUUAUUUAUUCUGAGCUUGGCCACAUGAAGGCCGGAGCAGCUAGUCUAGCGAGGAGGAGACCCAGAAGGUAUGAGCCCCAGAGGGUAUGACGGCGACCCAAGCCGCAGGUAGUUAACUCUACGUCGGGCUCCAAACAUAUUGGACUCAUGGAGCUGGUUCAGCCCGAUCCUCUGGCAUUCUCAGAUCAGAACGUGCUUGUAGAUCUAUACCUGCUGCUCAGCUUGAAGAAACAUGCUGUAUGUGAACAAUGUAUAGCCGUACGCUAUAUAUAUAUAUAUAUAUAUAUUAAACGCAUCUCUCACCUAUGGACUGCUGUUGAUUCAUGUCUU